Acanthochromis polyacanthus (spiny chromis) is the source of this 1522-nucleotide messenger RNA. RefSeq names its product cytochrome P450 2J2-like. Bases 1 to 1194 code for a protein of 397 amino acids. The transcript has 8 exons. The record is from RefSeq and is a predicted model, not a curated record. Gene Ontology annotation, biological process: xenobiotic metabolic process. Gene Ontology annotation, molecular function: heme binding; iron ion binding; oxidoreductase activity, acting on paired donors, with incorporation or reduction of molecular oxygen, reduced flavin or flavoprotein as one donor, and incorporation of one atom of oxygen. Lineage: Eukaryota; Metazoa; Chordata; Actinopteri; Pomacentridae. Gene Ontology annotation, cellular component: cytoplasm; intracellular membrane-bounded organelle.
AUGUCGCAAGACAUAACAGUUGGACGAGUUUGCUUUAAAGUGUGUAUUUUUCAAUCAGGUAUUAUUUUCAAUAACGGACACAAAUGGAGACAGCAGAGGCGAUUUGCACUUUCAACCCUCAAAUAUUUUGGAUUUGGAAAGAAGUCACUUGAGCCUGUCAUCCUGGAUGAAUUUACACAUUGUGCUGAAGAGUUCAGAAGCUCUAAAGGUAAGCCAUUUAAUCCACGCCUCGCCAUAAACAGCGCCGUCUCCAACAUCAUCUGCUCCCUGGUUUUUGGUCAUCGCUUUGAGUACAGUGAUGAGAAGUUCCGGAAACUGUUAGGGAUGUUUGAAGAUGUAUUCCGAAUGCAAGCUUCCAUUUGGACAGGGCUCUACAAUUCAUUCCCUGUGCUCAUGAGACAUUUGCCAGGGCCACAUCAGACGGGCAGACAGGCCUGGAGAAAGGUGCAGGACUUUGUACGUGAACAGAUUAAUGAGCACAAGCAGACCUGGGAUCUCUCAGAGCAAAGAGACUUCAUUGACUGCUACCUGAAGGAGAUUCACAUGGGGAGGGUUGACAACACUUUCGACGAGGAAAAUCUGAUUGUAUGUGUUAUGGACUUGUUUCUGGCUGGUACAGAGACCACAUCCACCACUCUGCGCUGGGCGUUCCUCUACAUGGCAAAAUAUCCUGAGAUCCAAGAGAAGGUCCAGGCUGAGAUAGACAGAGUGAUUGGACAGUCCAGACAGCCAUCCAUGGAGGACCGUGCAAACCUGCCCUACACAGACGCUGUCAUCCACGAGAUCCAGAGGAUGGGGAACAUCGUUCCUCUCAGUCUGCCACAUUCCACCAACAAAGAUGUCCAGCUGGGAGGCUACAGCAUCCCAAAGGGAGUUACAAUAAUUCCCAAUCUGACCUCUGUGCUGUUUGACAAGAAUGAGUGGGAGACGCCCUACACCUUCAACCCGGGACACUUUCUGAGUGAGGAGGGCAAGUUUGUGACACAAGCCGCUUUCAUCCCUUUCUCUGCUGGUAAGCGUUUGUGUCUCGGGGAGAAUCUGGCCAGGAUGGAGCUUUUCCUUUUCUUCACCUCCUCCAUGCAGCACUUCACCUUCUCCAUGCCUGCUGGAGUGAAGCCUUCGAUGGAGUACCGCCUUGGCGUCACUCUGGCCCCGAAGGAUUAUGAAGUAUGUGUAACCUCACGCCAAGAGUAGUUUAUUUUUUUAAAAAGAGAGAAAAAAAUGUAAUUAUGACUUUGUACACAUAGGGCAUCUGAUAUACUGUAAAAAAAAGAUUACCUGUCAUUUUACACAUAUACACACCCAUAUACACACUGUUUUGGUAAAACUGCUAACAACUGGAAGACAUCUGAAGCAUGACAAAGGAUGCAAAUGGACAUUUGUAAGCAGACGUCAAGCUAAAACUGCUGGGUUUUAUUUUAUUUGCUUGUUUUGUUUUGUUACUAUUCACAGCACAUGAGAUUUAAACAAAGUAUAAUAAGAAUUGUAUUUGCAUGUAAAAUGUGAUAGUAGGUAAAAAUAA